This is a messenger RNA of Paramisgurnus dabryanus, 4378 nucleotides long. It is a transcript of the gene rbm10, whose product is annotated as RNA binding motif protein 10. The record is from RefSeq and is a predicted model, not a curated record. NCBI's taxonomy places the organism in Eukaryota, Metazoa, Chordata, Actinopteri, Cypriniformes, Cobitidae. Gene Ontology annotation, molecular function: RNA binding. Gene Ontology annotation, cellular component: nucleus. Gene Ontology annotation, biological process: mRNA splicing, via spliceosome.
GGCCAUUUUACUGUGUUUUGCAGGGAGACGUCAAACGUCAUGUGUAUACAUUGUGUUCACGUUAAUGCUGUUACGCUAGCAGAGUAACAACAGAGCUGUAAAUGAAGAAGAAAGGUGGACGUUUUUCGAGACCUCCACUUAAACAUGGAUUAUGAAAGACGGGGAGGUCGUGGUGACCGCCUAGGUCGCUAUGGAAAAAACACAGAUGAUCAUGACUACAGGGAUAUGGACUAUCGUGGCUAUGGACAGGAAAAUGGAAUGGGACCAAAUAGCAACUUAACAAAUGCCAGAUUUCAUGGGCGUGAUGGUAAUGUUGGAAACAUGAGAGACUUAACCUCAGGUAGUGUCUCGAGUAACCAACCAGGGUUCAGACAAAAGGAUAACUUUGUAUCGGAGAGUAACAAACCUGGAGAACCUCUCAUCCAAGCUUUCCAAAAUCAGAACAUCCACUCAAGGUUCCAACGGGAUACGGAUUUUGAUGGGCAUAGGAGAGACACGAGAGAGUCAUUUAGAUCAGGACAGAAGGUUUAUAUGGAUGGCCAAACUCCAGAUGAAGGUGAUCGGCAUGAGGACAACAACUGGAGCAGAUUUAAGAGAAAGAACAGCUCUCAGGAGGAAUAUGAAGCAGAAUGGAGAACUGAUGAAGAUAAACAUCUCAGCCACAGACAAGGUUUCCCUGACCAGGUCCAGUUAGAUAAGGACAAGCUAAGAGACAGAAGCUUACAUCAUGCACAAAUGAACCAAGAUGAUCCAGAACCACAUGACCAGGACUACAGGUCUGAUACUGAGCAGGCCCAGAAACCCAGCAAUAUCAUCAUGUUGAGAAUGUUGCCACCCAAUGCCACAGUCAAUGAGAUUCGGGGUCAGCUCCAGGAACAGGGGAUCCAGCCCAGAGAGGUUCGUCUCAUGAGGAACAAGUCUUCAGGUCAGAGCAGAGGAUUCGCCUUCGUCGAGUUUAAUCAGUUGCAGGAGGCCACCCGCUGGAUGGAGACCAACCAGAGAGUGCUCACUAUAAUGGGACAGCGAGUUUCUAUGCACUACAGUGACCCAAAGCCUCGUGCUAAUGAAGACUGGCUGUGCAAUAAGUGUGGAGUACAGAACUUUAAACGACGAGAGAAAUGUUUCAAAUGUGGAGUACCAAAAUCAGAGGCAGAGCUCAGAUUGCCCCUGGUGCCACAGAGUUUACCCCUGGGGCAGUUAAAGGACUCCGCUCAAGGUUUACUGCCCCUCCCUGCCAUAUUCCAGACUGCAGCGCCAAUUCUCAACAUGAUGUCCUCGUCUCAGGUUGUUGAGGUGGCUAAUGACACUCUGAUUCUGAGGAACCUUGGACCUCACACCACACUGGAAACCAUUUUAUCUGCCCUGGCUCCAUUUGCCACUCUGUCACCCUCAAACGUGCGGCUUAUCAAAGAUAAACAGACGCAGCUCAACCGAGGAUUUGCUUUCCUACAGCUCACUACUAUUGUGGAAGCUUCUCAACUGCUCCAGAUCCUUCAGUCCCUACAGCCUCCUCUCUCUAUCGAUGGAAAGCUCAUCUCUGUGGAGUUUGCCAAGGGAUCCAAGCGUGAUGUUUGUCUGACAGAUGGGAAUCGAGUGAGUGUGGCGACAGUAGCCAGCACAGCUAUAGCUGCUGCACAGUGGGCCGUCACUCAGACCGCUCAUCUCUCAGGUUUAUCUGAGAGCAGUGAUUUGAGUUUGCACCAGCAGGGGGCAGCAGCAGGGUCUUUAUUCGAUCAGGAGGCUUUACAGAGUGUCAUUGCAGAAACACAAGCUGCUCCUACAAACAGUCACACAUCAUUAUUAACUCCUGACAGAGUUGUGUCGAUCUCCAGAGACUCCUCAGUACUGUCAGUCCCAUCAUCUCAGUCACAGAUCAUCACCAUGGCAACAUCCUCACAGCACAGUCAGGGCCCAGUGGAGAUCAUAGGGAAACCUCAACCGCCAAGCCUGAACCAGCCGGCCACGCCUGGAACCGCUCUGGAGUGUCAACAAUACCCGGAUCCCGAUGUGUCCACGUAUCAGUAUGAUGAAAACUCUGGAUAUUAUUAUGACCCUUUCACCGGUCUCUACUAUGACCCAAACUCACAGUACUACUAUAAUCCUCAAACACAGCAGUACAUGUACUGGGAUGGGGAAAGACACACGUAUGUUCCUGCAUCACAGACCUCGGAAAAUGGACCGAUGACCUCUGACCUCUUAUCUACACCUAACAAUGGCAAAGAUAAGAAGGACAAGCCCAAGAAUAAAACAGCACAGCAGAUAGCUAAAGACAUGGAGCGAUGGGCCAAGAGUCUGAACAGACAGAAGGAUAGUGUACGAUCGUCCUCAUCGCUGAGCUCCAACCCUCGACUGCAGGGCAGACCGGAUGACCGACGCGAGUCUGCCAGCGCUGAUGCCGGCUAUGCCGUCCUGGAGAUGAAGGGUGCAUUGAUGGAGAGACCUUUGAUACUGACCUCUGAACAGAUGAGACAUCCAGAAGAAAGAGAACUGAGUCCUCCUCAGGGUCUUGUGGCGUCUUACAGUGGAGAGAUGGACAGUGAUGAAGAUGAGCGAGAUGAGCGACUGACAGACUGGUCUAAACUGGCCUGUCUGUUGUGUAGGAGACAGUUUCCCAGUAAAGAGGCUCUGAUCAGACACCAACAGCUCUCUGAUCUUCACCGACAAAACCUGGAGCAGAAGAGGGGCAGACAGUUCCAGAGCGAGAUACAAGAUCCAUCAGAAACCGAGCUGAAAUACAGAGAUCGGGCAGCCGAGAGGAGAGAGAAAGGCUCUGCUUCACAACAACCAGAUGUCAAGAAGAGAAAGUUCAGUCCUGUUUAAGAAGAACUAGUAAAGAUCUGGAUAGUUUGAUGUUGACCUAACUGGGUUUGUGUGAUUACAUUGCCAUUUGUUUGGAUAUGGAACAGUAAGAUUGUUUUGGGACAUGUACUAUAAAAACAUCAUAGUGCUUAAUGCAUAUAAUAUCAACAAGCACCAUGGUAUGUACUGUAAUAUGCUGAGAUAUUUAUUUUACAGUUUCAUGGUGUGGCUGGAGGGCCAUAACAAGGCUUUUUUAAUCCUGGUGGAAUAAUGCCAUUCAUUUUUAAACUUUUUUCAUUGUUUGAGAAUGGCACUAUUGAAAACCUCAUGAACAGUUUCUCAUCAAAACAUGUACACAGACAGAUUCAUGUCAUAAAACAUGAGGAUGAUGUGGAAAUUUGAUUUUGGUUACGUGAAGGACUACUGGGGAAUCUGGAGUACCAGUAUUAUACAAACCAAAACUACUGCUGGACCCACAGUUACCAUGUGAUAUUCUUAUUAUUAUACUGUCUGCAACCAGCCAUGAAAGAAAUACACAUUUAUCAAUCAUAUAUUGUGAACACAUAAUACAUGUAUAGGCAGCAUGAAUUUACACUAUUGAAAAUCUGGGUAAAAACUAGUUUUUAUAUCAGAUGUAAAAUCUUUUUCAGCAUGUUUUUAACCAGUCUCAUCUGUUUAAUAUGCUGGUUUGUGUGCUAUGCAUUUUGCAUGUCUAUAUUGACAUGUUGAUCUAUGCAGGUUAUCACAAGCACAGCCAUUGUCUGUGAUCAGAUGAAAAUGCACAGUACUGUAUGUUACACUUGUUAGAUUAUACGCACUUACAGUAUAUAUACGAUUUUAUAUGAAGAUGACUUAAGCAAGCUAUAUAAAACUAAAUUAAACUGUCAACAUAUUUUUACAUGUAAAUUUCAGCUGGACAAAGUGGAUUUGAAGUAUGUUUGUAUAAGCACUAAGUUUCAGUUUAUUUUAUUUCUGUGUGCGUGCGUGCGUGCACAAUAAAUAUUUGUAUAUGAUUAUCAUAUCUACAUUUUAUCACAAAAGGACGAAUGUUUAUUUUGUUUAAUAAGUUUAAGAAUUUGAUUCUCAAUAAGAAAUGUUUCCUUUAUGAUGUGAAUAUAGACUAUACAGUACAAAUGUGAAGCUUAUUUUGAGAGCAAAGAUGUUUUGUAUAUUUGUGUUGAUGCAGUAAGAGUUUGAGUUAUGUUUAGAAAAAAUGGGUACAUUUCACAGAUUCAGUACAUGUCUGAGGUCAUAUUUCACCCUAAAAUAAAAAAAACAAAUCUUGCUUUUGUAUUAGGAUGUUAUUUUUCUGCAAAUUAAAAAUACUUUACCCCUACAUUCUCAAUGCAUAUAUUGAAUAAGAAACUAUCAACUAACAAAAAAGGUUUCUUCCAACAUUUCUCCAUACACAGCAGUGUUGUAUAAAUCAAAGACUUGACUAAAUUUGUCUCCUAACAUGUGUUGAAUGAAUGCACUUGCACAUUAUAUCUUUCUGUUUUUUAUUUUUAUUAAUUUGUGGAUUUUUGUGUGUUGUAAACUAAAUAUUUGAUUCCACAGAAUUAAAAUGGCCUCUUUCUUA